AAUCAUUGUGUUUUGUUGAAGAAAAUAUCGAAAACAUUUAUUAAAAUACAUUUAAAAACUUGUUAAAACAGUGGAUUUAAAUAAAGCAGAAAAAUAUGCUUGUUGAAAUUAAAACAAAGCUAGAUUGAAUUCUGAUCAAAUCUACUAAUAAAUCAAGAUUUUUGAUUGAAAAAAAUAUUUUGUUUAAAACUUUGAACUUUACUACUGCCUAAUGGUUUCUGUAAUUACAACUCUAGCAAAUAAGUUUUCACGUCGGCUAAGCGAUACACAAGUCCCUUCAUCAGUACGAUUCGAUAUAGACGGUCCACCAAGGAAUUCCCUACUUAGGAGACAGAGUGUUGCUGCAGAAAGUUUUGAUCCAGAAAAAGACAGUGAUGAAAAUAAUGAUGAAGAAAGGCAAAUAUAUCCAAAAUCUGACAGCCAACGUGCAAGACUAAGCAAUGCAGUGAAAGAAAUUCUACUGUUCCGAUGCCUUGAUGAAGAACAAAAAUCCAGAGUUAUUGAUGCAAUGCAAGAAAUGAAAGUGAAGCAAGGUGAAGUAGUCAUUUCUCAAGGGGAUGAUGGGGACAACUUCUACGUAAUUGAAUCAGGAACAUAUGAUAUCUAUGUGAAAAAUUCCAACAGUACUGAUGGACAUCUUGGCGAGAAAGUUGGAUCGUACAAUGGGCAAGGAUCUUUUGGAGAGUUAGCCUUAAUGUACAACACAUCAAGAGCAGCAUCAAUAAUCGCUGCUACAGAUGGUAUAUUAUGGCUAAUGGAUCGAAGUACAUUUCGUCGAAUUGUUUUAAAAGCUGCAUUUCAUAAACGCCAAGCAUAUGUGGAACUGCUUGAAGAUGUCCCGUUGUUAAAAGAGUUGAGUAGUUAUGAACGCAUAAAUGUUGCUGAUGCCCUACAGUCAAGAGUAUAUCAAGAUGGUGCUACUAUUAUAUCACAAGGUGAAACUGGUAAAGAGAUGUUCAUCAUUGAAUCUGGAACGGUUAAAAUUAUUGUGAAAGAGAACACAAAAGAAGUUGAAUUAAGUCGAGUUGGAAAAGGCGCUUAUUUUGGAGAAUUGGCACUUAUCACCAAACGACCAAGAGCUGCAUCAGCUUAUGCAGUAGGACAGACUAAAGUGGCUGUCCUGGAUGUUGCCAGUUUUGAACGUUUAAUGGGUCCAUGCCUUAAAGUAAUGCAAAGAAAUAUUGAUACAUAUGAAAAACAAUUGAAUCAACUCCUUGGACCUGAUCAUCAGUUAAAGGCAACAGAUCUUAGAUCAAAAUAAUCUCCCUCUCUCUCUCUCUCUCUCUCUGUCUCUCUCCCUGCCUGUGUCUGACCACAUUUUAACACUUCAAUUCAACAUCAAAUUCAUACAUUUUUGGAUGUGUAUUUUUUUCGUCUUCAGCAUUAUCUAUUUCUUUUUGUCAUUUAAGUAUUUCGUGAAUGUAUUUUCUAAAAAUCAAAAUAAUGAAAACAAAAAAUAGAUUAUUCACCAUUUUCCCCCAUCGUUGGUUUGUUUUUCUAAAAGUGACCUCUUUAACUCUUUUAACUGGUACAUCAUUUCAUUGUUGACUCACUGUUGACUCACACACUGUUGACUCACACACCAGCCAUUCAUUUCAAUACUUCAUAAUUCCCACUGUCGCAGAAGAAGAUUACCAUGGAUUGAGAGAUAUACAAAAGAAUAUAUAUAUAUAUAUAUAUAUAUAUAUAUAUAUAUAUAUACAAAAGUGAUAAAAUUCUAUUGCUCCUCUAUCCUAAACUUACUUUUUUUGCCCUUUCUUGACCAUGUGUAGCAAUCAUUCUAUCAUAGUGAUAUCACACCACAGUUACAUAACACAUAUGUAAGAUGAAACUGGCAAAUAAAUCAUUGUAAUUAUAUUGAGUAAUAAUAAUAAUAAUGAUAAUAUACAUUGUAUUAUUCACACAUUCACAUCCAUUUACUGUCCAUUUUCAAUUUGAAAGGAGGUGGGAAGGUGAAAACGCACACAGCAUCCGAAUUCCUGUCUGUCCACCUCCAAAAAAUGUAUCGCUUAAUGCAGUUACAUGCAUUUGCAUGUAAUAAUAAUUUUAUGUUUCUGUCUUGUCUUCUCUGUGUGUGUACGCGUGUCUGUGUGUGUGUGUGCGUGUGUCCAAAAGUGUGUUCGUCUUUUAAUGUAUUCAUUUAUUUUUCAUAGUUUAACUGUUUGUUUUUUGUAUGUUUUAUCCAAACGAAUAAAAAGAUGAACAAAUUAUUUAUUUAUGGACCUUUUUCUAUUCUAAAUCAAAAUGGAGCAUAAUUUACCCAGGAUUCUUGACAGUUUAUUCUUGCUAAGUAAUACACUGCAUUAAAGCGUAG
This is a messenger RNA of Trichobilharzia regenti, 2314 nucleotides long. The record is from the annotation of a GenBank genome assembly. Lineage: Eukaryota; Metazoa; Platyhelminthes; Trematoda; Strigeidida; Schistosomatidae.